This is a messenger RNA of Pogona vitticeps (central bearded dragon), 4082 nucleotides long. RefSeq names its product phospholipase C eta 1 (gene PLCH1). Gene Ontology annotation, molecular function: phosphatidylinositol-4,5-bisphosphate phospholipase C activity; calcium ion binding. NCBI's taxonomy places the organism in Eukaryota, Metazoa, Chordata, Lepidosauria, Squamata, Agamidae. Gene Ontology annotation, cellular component: cytoplasm. Gene Ontology annotation, biological process: release of sequestered calcium ion into cytosol; phosphatidylinositol-mediated signaling; phosphatidylinositol metabolic process. The record is from RefSeq and is a predicted model, not a curated record.
GGUCCCUUGCGCCCUGCGCCGGCAACUCCCAUCCGCGAGGCUCCAGGCCGGGUUUCUCCUCCGCCUCAGCACCGUCGGGGGUGGCUUGUUGUGGGUUUGAAUGCGAGAGCGCAGGUUGUGGCGGCAGCCGGCGGAGCGGAGCUGGUGUGGGCGCGAGAGUUUCCUCCUUUGCCCUGCGGGAAGGAAGGAAGGGCCCCGGCGGUGCCGCUUGGGAAGACGGGGAGGAGACACCUGGAACGGGAGGAUAAUUGCCUUUGAUGGUGGGAAGAAAGGCCUCUAACAAUGAGUUACUGGAACUUGGAUAAGAGAAGGUGUAUGCAGUACUGCAGGCAUUUUUUGGUGGACAACAGUGUUUUUCAUGUUGAAAGAUGCAUGAGUGUUAUGCAGUCUGGGACUCAGAUGGUUAAACUGAAGAAUGCAGCCAAAGGUCUAGUGCGUCUUUUCUACCUGGAUGAGCACAGAACCUGCAUCCGAUGGAGACCAUCCAGGAAAAGUGAAAAGGCCAAAAUUGUAAUUGAUUCUAUCUACAAAGUCACUGAAGGCCGGCAAUCGGAAAUCUUCCAUCGCCAUGGUGAAGGCAACUUUGACCCAAGCUGCUGCUUUACUAUAUACCAUGGUAACCACAUGGAGUCCCUGGAUCUGAUAACUUCUAACCCGGAGGAAGCUCGCACUUGGAUCACUGGACUAAAGUACCUGAUGGCUGGGAUCAGCGAUGAGGACUCCCUUGCAAAAAGGCAGAGAACACACGACCAUUGGGUGAAGCAGACCUUUGAGGAGGCAGACAAGAAUGGCGACGGCUUGCUGAAUAUUGAAGAGAUCCACCAGCUGAUGCACAAACUGAACGUCAACCUGCCCCGCAGGAAAGUAAGACAGAUGUUUCAGGAAGCUGACACGGAUGAGAAUCAGGGAACCUUAACUUUUGAAGAGUUUUCUGUGUUUUACAAGAUGAUGUCAUUAAGGCGAGACCUCUACUUGCUGCUUUUGAGCUAUAGUGACAAGAAAGAUCACCUCACUGUUGAUGAACUUGCUCAGUUUCUGAAGGUAGAACAAAAGAUGAGUAAUGUGACGACAGAGUAUUGUCUGGACAUCAUAACGAAAUUUGAAGUUUCUGAAGAAAACAAGAACCGAAAUGUUUUGGGCAUAGAAGGCUUUACCAACUUCAUGCGCAGCCCCACCUGUGAUGUGUUCAACCCACUGCACAGCGAGGUACAUCAGGAUAUGGAUCAGCCCCUUUGCAACUAUUACAUUGCUUCUUCUCAUAAUACAUACCUAACUGGAGACCAGCUUCUCUCUCAAUCUAAAGUUGAGAUGUAUGCGCGAGUCCUGCAAGAUGGAUGCCGAUGUCUUGAAGUGGACUGCUGGGAUGGUCCAGAUGGGGAGCCCGUUGUGCAUCAUGGAUAUACUCUUACUUCUAAAAUACUCUUUAAAGAUGUAGUUGAAGUGAUCAACAAAAAUGGCUUUGUAAACAAUGAAUUUCCAAUUAUACUCUCUAUUGAAAAUCACUGCAGUGUUCAGCAGCAAAAGAAAAUUGCUCAGUACCUCAAGGAGAUUUUCGGUGACAAGCUGGACUUGAGUUCUGUAAGCCUGGAGGAUUCCAAGCAGCUUCCCAGUCCUCAGAGUUUGAAAGGCAAAAUCCUAGUCAAGGGCAAAAAGCUCCCCUAUAGCCUUGGGGCAGAUGCUGAAGAAGGGGAAGUUUCUGAUGAAGAUAGUGCUGAUGAAAUUGAAGAUGAUUGCAAGUUAAAGCUGUCUUAUAGCAAUGGCACAACUGAACACCAGAUGGAAUCUUUUAUAAGAAAGAAGCUUGAAUCUUUGUUAAAAGAGUCUCAGAUCAGAGACAAAGAAGACCCAGAUUGCUUCACUGUGAGAGCACUUUUAAAAGCAACACACGAAGGCUUAAAUGUAAACUUUACACAGAACUCAGACCUGAAAGAUAACAGCAAGAAAUCCCAUGGUAGACUGAUGAGCAACUUUGGUAAACAUAAGAAGGCAGUUAAACCACGAUCAAAAUUGCAGAGCACAUCUGAUGAUGAGGAUUCUCAGCAAAACUGUUCUACAAAGGAAACUGGACAGUUAUGCAGGUUGGGACGGCGGAGAAAAACGAUGAAGCUGUGCCGCGAACUUUCUGAUUUAGUGGUAUACACAAAUUCUGUGGCAGCUCAAGACAUUAUUGAUGAUGGAUCUAUGGGGAACGUGUUAUCCUUCAGUGAAACAAGAGCACACCAGGUGGUGCAGCAGAAGGCAGAACAAUUUAUGAAUUAUAAUCAGAAACAGCUCACAAGAAUCUAUCCAUCUGCAUACCGGAUUGACUCCAGCAACUUCAACCCUUUACCAUACUGGAAUGUUGGCUGCCAGCUGGUGGCAUUAAACUACCAGACGGAUGGACGUGUGAUGCAGUUAAAUCAAGCUAAGUUCAGGAUGAAUGGUAACUGUGGAUACGUCCUAAAACCUCAGCAAAUGUGCAAAGGCACGUUCAAUCCCUAUUCUGCAGAUCCACUUCCUGCUCUCCCUAAGAAGCAACUUAUUCUCAAAAUCAUCAGUGGGCAGCAGCUACCUAAACCUCCAGAUUCCAUGUUAGGAGACAGAGGCGAGAUAAUCGAUCCAUUUGUUGAGGUGGCAAUUAUUGGAUUACCAGCUGACUGUUGCAAAGACCAGACCAGAGUGGUAGAUGAUAAUGGGUUCAAUCCUGUUUGGGAAGAAACUCUCAGCUUCACUAUCCAUAUGCCUGAAAUAGCACUGGUUCGCUUUCUUGUUUGGGAUCAUGAUCCUAUUGGCCGAGACUUUGUUGGGCAAAGAACAGUGGCCUUCAGCAGCCUUAUGCCAGGCUACCGUCAUGUUUAUUUGGAAGGAUUGACUGAAGCCUCUAUAUUUGUUCAUAUAACAAUAAAUGAAAUUUAUGGAAAGUGGAGUCCCUUAGUCCUCAACCCCAGUUAUACUAUAAUGCACUUUCUAGGAGCCACCAAGAAUAAGCAAUUGAUAGGACUCCGAGGGCUUUUUAACAAGAACCCCAAACACAGUACUGUGGAAAACGGUGGUCAAUACAUUCGGAAAAGGUCAAUUGGGGAGCGAAUUCUCCGGCGCACAGCCAGUGCUCCAGCAAAGGGCAGAAAGAAGAGUAAAAUGGGCUUUCAGGAAGCCACGGAGCUUAAAGAAAGCCUUUCUGAAGCAACAGACCUGAAAGACAAGGAGGGCGUUCUGAGAAGGACAAGCAGGAGCCUGCAAGCACGUCCCAUCUCCAUGCCAGUUGACAAAUAUCUUCUGGGCAGCCUGCCAUCAUCAGAGCAAGAUGCUACCGCAGAUGCUGAUGUGAAAACUAAAAAUGCCUCUGCAGAAAGUAAGGACGAUACAAGUGAGGACGAAGUGAAUUUGAAAGAGCUCAUAUCCUCUUCUCAGAGACAUCCAUCUUCUCCAACAUUUGUGUCCCCAUUGAAACAAGAUGUUCACUUGACUGUUCCUGAAUAUGCAAAACCAGAAAACUUAGACUUUGCAGUUGGGAUAGCUGAAACAUAUUUUUCCACUGAGUAUUGGAAAAGUAAUCUUUCCAGUCAGUCCAUGCAUCUAAAGGAGGAACGUGAAAGAGAAAAUAAUGAACAUGUGUCUUGUAUGGAUCCAAAGAUCUUAGGAGAUGAUACCACACUGCUUGAAGAAGAGAGAAAAGUAGUAACAGCCAGUUCACUUCCUCAAAGAGAUCAAGAGUCUGGAAUCAAAUCACCUAUUUCUGUACAAAGCACUGUAACUAGUAUAUCAUUAGCUGACAUUUCUUCUGCCUGUUUGGUCCGUGACUUUUACUCCACACCAGCCAUACAAGAUAGUGACAUUUCAAACCUUAUCAAUGAGGUCUCUUUAACGAAUGCAAGCGAUAUGGGAAGUUCUGUCUCUGCACUAAUAGAAGAAGUUGACGUCUCAAGAGACCAAAGCAAUUUGACUGUUGUUUCAAACCCUCCUGGAAUUAGCAAACAAAUAAUUAAUAUGAAAUCUGUACCUCUACCAUGUGUGUUGCCAUCUAGUCAGAAUAAAAUGUUUGACUGUGAAUCUUCCCGCAGAACAACAAAUGAAUUGGCAAUAUGUUCAACACCAUAAAUUAC